[Torrubiella] hemipterigena is the source of this 1722-nucleotide messenger RNA. The record is from the annotation of a GenBank genome assembly. Lineage: Eukaryota; Fungi; Ascomycota; Sordariomycetes; Hypocreales; Clavicipitaceae.
CCUUAAUCCUUAAACGGUAACCGUGACCUGCAGACGCAUGGGCGCGAGGCUGGACAUCUAGCAUGCCCAAAACGGCACCCUUCUCGCCCAUUGCCGCCUUAUUUGGCGUAGCGUAUUUUUGGUCUUGCCUUAUCCUAUCCCGCAGGCGACGACCGCGCGUCGUCUGCGAAUGUUAUAUAAAUACACUUUGACCGAUCAGAGAAGCCAGCUAGCAAAGAACACUCCAAAUUCGAGAUUUUGACGCUCGCCUUUUAGAACAUUUCCUGAAUAUAAUCUGGACCAGAAAUCGCCGUCAGGCUAAGUGGCAGCCAUGCUUGUACUAGAACAGCAAAAGCCUCGAAUCGCUGAGGGAUCCCUAGAGGAGCAUGAGGGAGACUCAUGCCACCCACCACCUUACACCAAGAACGACACUGCCUCUACAACAUUCCCUUGGGGUGGUAAAUCCUUCAUUAUUCGACUUUGCGGAUCAAACAAAAUUUUGAGCGUGGACAGAAAAGGCAGUGUGCAAUUGGCUAUCCCUAUGGAAAGUGACUCUGACGCAAUAAAAGGAUUUGAAUGGGAAUGUGUCGAGAAAAACGGCUGGUUCGGCUUCAAGCAAGAUGGCAAGUUUCUUGGGCGUGGCCGCGGGUUUUGUGGCUGGGGGCAUCUUUCGCUUGAGGCGACGACGAUGGGUGUGAAUCGGGGCUUUACUGUCCGACAGCAUCCUGAUGGCGGGUAUCAGAUCAUGGCGAUCAACAAAUGGUCUUACGAUAAACUGAGUGUCGAUCAUGAGGGGCAAAAGUUGGCUUUGACUAGAGAAGAUAAUGCCUUGUGGGAGUUUGUCUCGGUAUAAGUGGUUGCCAAGUCGUGGAAGAUGACGAGAUAUAUAGUGAGAUGAACGCAUUUCACUUUUAUUCAAAUAUUUUAGUUGGGAGUAAGAAGAUCAAAUGAUGAACAGAGCACUUGGCUCGGCAAUCCGUCUAAUCAGGGUGCAUCAUCAUUUACGCUACCACGAUCCAGAAUUCCUGCUGAUUCUCCUACAGUCAUUGGAGGAGCGAGUUGAGAAACGUCCAGUGCAUAUAAAUCCGACCAAAAACUAAAUAACCCUUUUGUGGCUAGCUUCAACCAGCCCCAGAAGUACUGAGGCUGUCCUGCAAAUCGAGGGUUGCACCAAAUUUCGUGGCUCGCCGCGUCAUAGUCCACCUCGACAGCCCUAUUCCACGGUGUUUUAUGGCGUAGUUUCGGAAAGACAGUAGCAUCUGCUACAAGAAAGACCCGCGGUCGAUUGAUUUUAGAUAAAUUUAGCGGUUUACCCCCAACGCUGUUCAGAAAUACUUCUCGCAGCUGAGCAUCUUCGAGGCUAUCAAGGAGAGAUGUGUCAGAUCGCGCAUCUAUACGAACGAGCUCGAGUAUUUUGUCAACGGCGCCAAACUCAUCAUCAGUUUCGCAAUAAUCGCCUAGGUUUGCCUCGAUGGAGUUCUCUAGGCCUGUUUCAAGAUCGAUAACUAGCUGCUCCCAUAAUGCAUCAGUAUCUGAACUGUAGCAUAUUCAAUAGACAGUGAAGCUAAGAUUGAUGUAGUAUUGGUCGUCGUGAGCACCCGAGAAUCCAUCUGGUGGCUGGUAAAAUUGACUAAGUUCUGAUUGAGCAAUCCCACGGGACAUUGUCAAGUCUUGAAGAGUAUCGUCUUAAUAAUUCUAAGGUUGUCGUGAAGAAAAUGUCGUCAGUAGCGUUAAUUGAACUAC